Messenger RNA from Cuscuta campestris, 2472 nucleotides. The record is from the annotation of a GenBank genome assembly. Lineage: Eukaryota; Viridiplantae; Streptophyta; Magnoliopsida; Solanales; Convolvulaceae.
GAAUUACCCUCUCUCCUUUCCCAAGACUUUCACUCUCUCUCACCAUGAAGAAAACCAUCUCCAAGGUCUCCAAGAUCUUCAACGGCAGCAAAAAGUCUAAGGAGGAUGAGAGUGUCUCUUCCAUCACCCCUGCGCAAUUGGGGGAGAUGAGGGGAGUCAUUCCUCCUGAUUAUGGCGUCCAGGAAGCCGCGGGUACUACUUUGGAGCGCAAUCCUGACUCCUCCCGCCGACUGGUCAUCCACUACGACUCGGUGAGGAUGGGAUGCCGCUUCCCUCUCCAUCCCCUCUUGGUCGAACUUUGCAACCGUUACGCCAUCCCUCCCGGUCAGAUUUCCUCGAACUCCCACGAGAGUCUUUUUGGCUUCUUGGCGCGGUGUCACAAGAGAGGCAUCCAACCCACUCUGAAGCUCUUCCUCUCUUUCUUCCGUCCCCACAAGUAUGAUGGCGAGUUGGGCCGGGGGUUCGUGAGCUUCACGGCCCGGACCGACAUGCAGUUUUUGGAUAGCCCGGUCGACAAACUUGACGAUUGGUUCCGCCGCUUCUUCGUUGUGGUAGUUCCCGAAGAUCUUCCCUUCCCCAAUAUGUGGCGGAAGAAGGAAGAUAAGUUCCCUUCUCACCUUUUUCCCCCUCGUGACUCGGAGCUCGAGGGGGUCUUCCGUCUUCUUCGCAAGAACGGCCAUCCGGUCCCCCGCGCGCUCCUCCUCAAGGACUCGUAUUUUCGGGGUCUCGGAUUCUGGGUGUCUCCCGAUAUUCCUCCUCAAGAGCCGUCGGGAGACACAACUUCCUCUUGGGUUCCCCCUUUCAGGAGUACUCGACUCCGUCGGCGAUCUUCUCGAAGAGAUCCUUCUCCGGAGGAGGACACCGAGGGCGAAGAAGUAGGGUCCGCGACGGGGGCCCUAUCUCUGGCCAAUCCCGACCAACCUCCCCUUUCGGAAGAGGUGGUAGUUGAGGACGUCUCCGAAGAUGAUGGCCUCUACGACUUCCCUCCGGGGACCCUGAGGGUGUCCGGCCUUAUUCCCGGCGUUCCUCACACUCCUCUCUUUGGCAGGGGAACUUCUUCUUCGGCUCAGCCCAUGGGCCCACUAGGUUUCCACCCCCAAACCAGUGGGCCCCUUCCGAUAGGGCGCGCCACUGGUUCGCAAGGGUCCCUUGAGCCGUCUCACGUUCAGGAGAUCGGGUCUUCCUCUUCUUCCCAGGUCCGCCACAAGAGGGGCCGGAACUCCACCCCUCUCCCCGGUUCUCUGGUGUCCGCCGGUCCUCUCAUGGGGACCGCCGAUGAUGACUUUCUCAUUGGGCAAGGGAGUCAACCCUUUCCCUAUGCCCGGGAGGCCUAUCAGUUCACAGGAUACACGUCCUGGGUAGGACGAGACUUCAACAACAAGCUUCAAGAAAUACAACAGUUCAAGAGGGACCAUCCUGACGUGGUCCACAGCCCGGCCUGGCCAUUUAUGCAGGAGGAGUACACUUGUAUGGCCGAUUAUGUUGCCACUUCCUCUGCUCAGCGCCAUUCCCUUCGUCUAUUGGACCGCAAUGCUGCAUUAUCAAAGGAGCUGAGGGAUCUCAAAUCUCGGCACUCUAUCUGCGUUGAGCGUCCGGAAUAUGAUCGGGUUUUGUCCGAGAACGAUCAGCUCUACUCGGACCGUGAGCGGCUUGCGGCCAAGGUCGGGCAGCGUGAUCUCAACCGGGUUCACGACCUCAAGGAGAUAGAAUUCCUGAGGAGGGACUUGGAGCGGCAGGUCAGAGAGCGUGAAUUGCAAGUUCGAGAGGAGGCAGAACUUCACCGAAGGAGAUCGGAGGAGGAGCUAGAGCGAACGUGGCGUCGUCGAUCCGAGGAGGAAGCGAGGAAGGCGGCGGAAGAGGUCGAGCGGAAGUGGCGCCUCCAACAUGAAGAAACGGAACGUCAACUUUCUCAACGGGUCAACGAGCUAAACCUGACCCUUAUGGAGGAGAGGCGUUCAGCUCGGAGUUCCCUUGAUGAGGCCCGCCGCUCGCUCGAGAACGAGCGUCUCACAUAUGAGGGACAUAUGGCUCGGAUGGAGGCCGAUCGCAUUUCAGACUAUGGCCGGGGUUUCUAUCGUGGAGGUUUGGAGGUCCAAGACAAAUUUUAUCGUGGACUGGAGCCUUACUCUGAUGGACUAGAUCCUUGGCUGAAGUUUCCAGGCGUCCCAGGACCCAUGGGACCAGAGCCUUCUUUCCUCCGUUCCUCUCCCUCGCCCUAAAUUCUAAAGUCUUCAUGUGUUCUUGUAUUGGCUUUGUCAUUUCUUUGUAAGGAUCGGUCCUAGGACCCAUGGGAGCGGUCCUUACUUCUUUGUAAGGAUCGGCCCUAGUUUGUUUAGGAACGGUCCUCAUUUUUUUUUUAACAUCUCAUGGACCGGAACAAUUGAUGAUGAAUGGAAAAUUUCUUCUUCAUAUUAAGCACAGUACAAUCCAUUCUCUUUGAACAAAAGGAAAAAAGAAAACUUUAAGAGCGGG